Molecule: messenger RNA, 525 nt
Organism: Klebsormidium nitens
Lineage: Eukaryota; Viridiplantae; Streptophyta; Klebsormidiophyceae; Klebsormidiales; Klebsormidiaceae
Source: the annotation of a GenBank genome assembly
AUGGAGAGGCAGCCAGCUCAAGAUGAUCUGCCGGCGCUGCGCAGCUUUGCGUUGUGCCCUGCUGGCACGUCACUUCAAUCGGCAGCUGUCCUGAUGAGACAGUGGCAGCUGGUGUUGGGAGAGGGGAAAGAGGGAAGAGGAUGCUUGCAGGAAGCUUCUGGGCCUGGUAGGAUUAGCGGGAAUGGCGGCAGCAGCAACCCGGUCGCUACUCCUGUCAGGGGCGCUGAAGGGAGUCGCAACUGGGGGCGAGUGACUUCACACCGGGAUCAUCUGGUGCCACAAAUUUUGACAUUCCAGGGACAGAAGGCCUUUGGCGUCAGUCGCGGCCGCGGCAUUCCAUCGGUGAGGCAGGGGAGGCAGCCGGCUAUCGGACACAUCAGCUGCGGAUUUGACGCCCCGAGGACGGAUGAGGCAGAAGGGAAGCACCGGAAGGAAGUCGAGGAGGAGGACUACGCUGCGGUGCUGCUCAAGAUGGGCGCCGUGGAGGACCCUUUGAAGUGGCAUUUUGGUACCCCAAAGCUUUGA